Girardinichthys multiradiatus is the source of this 2323-nucleotide messenger RNA. RefSeq names its product solute carrier family 51 subunit alpha (gene slc51a). Bases 158 to 1183 code for a protein of 341 amino acids. The transcript has 8 exons. Lineage: Eukaryota; Metazoa; Chordata; Actinopteri; Cyprinodontiformes; Goodeidae. The record is from RefSeq and is a predicted model, not a curated record. Gene Ontology annotation, biological process: transport. Gene Ontology annotation, molecular function: transporter activity.
GAAGCAGAAUCAUCUUUGAACGCAAACUCUUUGGUUUCUGGAGAGGAGAGGGGUCGCAUCCACCAACUCUUACGCACCGAGCUGUCUGCGGAUGUGAGGCAGGAGCGCAGAAAGUCGGCUCGCAUUUUUGAGGGAAUCCAACCAACCAUCAUCCAGCAUGAGUAAUGGAUCCAACCGGACCGCUGACCGGUGUGAGAACGAACCUCCGUUCGCUAUCGAGGUCAUCCGAAAUUUGGACAUCUUUGGCAUUAUCUUGUAUUCUGUCCUCACCUUCAUGGCUACGGUUUCCAUGCUGGUGUUCAUUGAGGAGUGUGUGUACAUUUACAAGAAGGUUCCCGCCAAAAAGAAGAGUGUAAUCAUCUGGGUGAACGGGGCAGCUCCGGUGAUUGGCACCAUGUCCUGCAUAGGAAUGUGGAUCCCCAAAGCCGUGAUGAUUACAGAUAUGACCUCGGCCACCUAUUUUGCCAUUGUGGUGUUUAAGUUCCUGAUUAUGAUGCUGGAGGAGACUGGAGGGGAUGAGGUCUUCCUGAAGUGGGCCAACAAACACAAACUGAAGAUCAGUACGGGGCCCUGCUGCUGUUGCUGCCCCUGUCUCCCACAUGUGGCCGUCACACGGCGCACGCUUUUCCUGCUCAAGCUCGGUUCCUUCCAGUUUGCCCUCCUGAAGCUUAUUUUCACCCUCCUUUCCGUUAUCCUGUGGACCAACAACAAUUUCAACUUGCAAGAUAUCAGCGCUACCGGAGUAGCAAUAUGGAUCAACUUGUUUGUUGGCAUCUCGACAAUCAUUGCUCUGUGGCCUGUAACCAUCAUUUUCAUGCACCUGAAGACCACCUUACGAACACGUAAGAUCAUCCCCAAGUACGCCAUGUACCAGUUGGUGCUGAUCCUGAGCCAGCUGCAAACAGCUAUAAUCAACACCUUGGCCAUGAAUGGAAUUAUCGUCUGCUCUCCACGUUUCUCAGCUCCAGCCAGAGGAUACAUGCUCAGUCAGCAGCUCCUUAUCCUUGAGAUGUUCAUCAUUACUCUGGUCACCCGGCUGCUGUAUCGACGACAGUAUGAACCUCUGCCCGAAGAAGAACCGGGUGACACUGAGACCACCAAGAUGGUAGCAAUACCAGUUUCUGAACAAAGAUCCAAAUCCAAUCAUUUUUCUUUUGAAUUACCUGCUCAGAGUUCAGUUUAACUAUUCGGGCUUUCUUCCCAGGCAUGCUUUUAAAGGAUGUAGAGUGUAAAGUUAAUUGGGUAACUUCAAGCUGCCCGGUACUUUGGACAGUGAAGCCCAGACUAUUACACCUCCACCACUGUGCAUCACAGCUGAAUGAGUAGUUCUUCAGGGAAGAUGUCAUUGAUCUGUACUUUUCGCUGCUAAUAUUUGCAGAUUCUUACAUUGACUAUGGAUCAAGUUUAAAGUAUAUUUCUGAGAAAGAACUAUUCUCUGACAGUAUGUUCACUGAUUAACUGUAUAUUUCCCCCGCUGUUAUGUUAUACUUGUGUGGUUAUAAAUGUUGUUGUUUUUUUUUUUUUUUUCAAAAAAGGGACCUUCACUUUGCAGCAAUUUAAACUCCCAGGAAGUGUGUACCCGGAUGUGAUCAAUGUAUUCGAUUAGGUAAUUUACCUCUUUCAUGUCAGUUUGAGACUGUGCCUCUUGAAACCUUUAACAGCUUUUUAAAAUGAAUGAUGAAACAAGCUGGAAAACAGAAGCCAAAGAUUUGUUGGAGGAGAACUUUGAAGACAGGCUAACAAAUGCCAUUGUCAAUAAAGACGCUUGUAUUUUCGUAUAGGAUUUUUUUUUCCUUGUUUUGUUUGUGUGCUGGUUUUAGUUCUUACUGUGUAGAAACUAAAGGGUAUAGGACUUGGUAUCUCUCAGGUGCAUAUAUAUACAUAUAUACAUAUAUACAUAUAUAUAUAUAUAUAUAUAUAUAUAUAUAUAUAUAUAUAUAUAUAUAUGUCUUGCUUGUCUUUACUAGGUAAAACUGAGUUGCCUGGUUUAGUUCUACCAACUCUAAAUUGAGUGAACCAAAAAAUACACGAAAUAUAUAAAACAUAAAAAUUUUAACAAUUAUUUUGUGAGGUGCAUAAAGUUGCAUGUUGUUUUUUUUUUACAUAUUGUAUGAAAUGUUUCCACUUCGACAUGUGCAGGAUUUUUUUUGAUUGCUUCACAUGGAAUUGGACAUCAAUUGCUGUAAUAAUUCACUGAAUUAACUACUUUAAUUGCCUCUGUUGAAAUGCUGGAAUUCCGUUUGUGUGUAAUUACAUUCAUAUUUCCAUAACUUCUUUAUUUUCUUUUUAUGUGAAUCACAAAUAAAACGGCUUUACCAUUUUU